AUGGCGGUGCGGCGGCAGCUGCAACAGCUGUUCAAGGACCCGCAGCGCGUCGGGACCAUUGUGCUGGAGCGGGCGGCCGCCCCCGCCGCUACUGCCUGUAUCCCGCAGUCGGCGUCCGCGCCGUCCCUGCCGCCACCGCCACCACCACCGCCGCCGCCGUCGCCGCUGCCGUCAUCUCCCUUGCAGCCGGCCGCGGUGCCGGCGUCGCCGCCGCGGCGGCAGGGCCCGCUGCCGGAGGAUUGCGCCGUGUUCCACUGCCGCGGCUGCUGGACGGUGCUGGGCGACUCGCUGCAGCUGUGCGGGCAGGAGCCGCCGGGGCUCAGCGUCCUCGUCUGCUUCAAAGUCACGAACGAUGUGACCUGGGAGGACUCGCUGUUGGUCGGCCUCGAAGGAGCCCUCCUGGGAUGUGCUUAUUAUUUAUUAUCCUGUCGCUCAUGUGGCUUGGCCGUGGGCUUCAUUCUUCAUUCUUGUGGCAGUGACCUGGCCUAUCUCCGAGACUUGUUCUGUUUCUUCAAGGACUGCAUCAUCUGUUACCUCUUAAAAAACCAAAGGAUUAUAGAAGCUUCUAAGGUGAAUUUUCCACCCGUGACUUUAAAGGAACAAAUGCACAAAGUGAAAGAAAAGCUUGUGGACUUCCAUAGUCGCAUAGAAUUAGUGAUAAGGAAGCUGGAGAAACUGGAACAAAAUAAUUAUGUAACAGAAUGGCAAAACUCUUCAACAGAUCCAGAUGAUCUACUAUCAAGAUAUGCAAGAGUUAAUGCCAACUAAUACCCAUUUUCAAUAACUGCUGGAGUUGUUUCUGCAACUCUGCUGAGUUUGGUCAUAACGAAGAAAUAAUACACCAGACCAGGUCUGAGUGUUAUCUGUCACUUGAUCUGUGUGUAGAAAGAACUGAUGAUGAAGUGCAUCCCUUCAGGGGAACACCUGAAAACCUGGCAUACUGAAGUUAUGCUUGGAUAACUGAAUAGCUCACCCAUGCAGUAUGUCACUCUCUGAGGCUGUGUAACUGUGGGUUUGGUUUUUCUAAGGACUUCAGGGGGAAAACCAAAAAUACUUAAGUCAGGUUUCUGGAGCUAUGUAAAACAUACUUAUUAUUAUUAGCAAGGUGAUGAUAUUAAACAGCCACCAUUACAAACUGAAUAUUCUUAGAGACCUGAAGCUCUUAUCCUACCUUGUAAUACA
Molecule: messenger RNA, 1182 nt
Organism: Sturnus vulgaris (Common starling)
Lineage: Eukaryota; Metazoa; Chordata; Aves; Passeriformes; Sturnidae
Gene: OIP5
Product: Opa interacting protein 5
Biological process (GO): CENP-A containing chromatin assembly; chromosome segregation
Cellular component (GO): nucleus; chromatin; chromosome, centromeric region
Source: RefSeq, a predicted model, not a curated record